This is a messenger RNA of Ctenopharyngodon idella (grass carp), 2793 nucleotides long. It is a transcript of the gene gspt1, whose product is annotated as G1 to S phase transition 1. NCBI's taxonomy places the organism in Eukaryota, Metazoa, Chordata, Actinopteri, Cypriniformes, Xenocyprididae. Gene Ontology annotation, cellular component: translation release factor complex. Gene Ontology annotation, biological process: translation. Gene Ontology annotation, molecular function: GTPase activity; GTP binding; translation release factor activity. The record is from RefSeq and is a predicted model, not a curated record. Bases 205 to 1899 code for a protein of 564 amino acids. The transcript is spliced from 14 exons.
CACUGCGCGCAUGCAUCACUCAGGAUCAGCUAACUACUAGCUACACGUCCAUGGUGUCGCAAGAAGACUAGGCGCCCCAUGAACCAUUUCAGCACAUUUACGAGUUCCCCAAUCCAUCAGUUUACCUGGAAUAGAUACUGAAAACACAGUAGACUUGGUUUUGGUCAAAACCGCCUUGUGUCAGCUAUUCUAGUUAAAGCCACUAUGGACUCGAGAGACAUAGCCCCUGAUUCGUGGGAACAGGAGGACGAUGUUGAGGCCACGGCUGAUACCGAACUUCAGUCCGCCUUCACCGGGCUCAACGUUAACGCUCCGGAAUUCGUACCAUCCUUUCUUUCUCGGGGUCCACCGGAAAACGAUACGUCUGAUGGCACUGAUGCAGUGGCGAGCAUGGAGAUCUCAGAACCAGUGGCUGCAGUGGAGAAUGGAGAGACAGAUGCCAGCGCAGUGGAGACGUGGGAGCAGAAGGGAGAGCUGGAUGAGGAGGAACCAGGAGGUGGAUCCCCAGCUGAUACUGGAUGCUGUGGGGAUGAGGAACAGGAUGAAAUGAUGGAGGAGGAUGAAGAGAUGCCGACCCCCAAGCUGCCUCCUCCUCUACCAGAUGCCCCUAAGAAGGAACAUGUGAAUGUUGUGUUCAUUGGACAUGUGGAUGCAGGCAAGUCUACAAUUGGUGGACAGAUUAUGUAUCUAACUGGUAUGGUGGACAAAAGAACGUUGGAGAAAUAUGAACGGGAGGCAAAAGAGAAGAACAGAGAGACUUGGUAUCUUUCCUGGGCUCUAGAUACAAACCAAGAGGAAAGAGACAAGGGGAAAACAGUAGAAGUUGGAAGAGCCUACUUUGAAACUGAGAAAAAGCACUUUACUAUUCUUGAUGCCCCGGGCCAUAAAAGCUUUGUACCCAACAUGAUUGGGGGGGCAUCCCAAGCUGACUUGGCAGUGCUGGUCAUCUCUGCCAGAAAGGGUGAGUUUGAGACCGGUUUUGAAAAGGGAGGUCAAACGAGGGAGCAUGCCAUGCUGGCCAAAACAGCUGGAGUCAAACAUCUGAUAGUCCUCAUCAAUAAAAUGGACGAUCCCACUGUGAACUGGAGUUUGGAUAGAUAUGAGGAAUGUAAAGAGAAGUUAGUGCCAUUUCUGAAGAAAGUAGGCUUUAAUCCAAAGAAAGACAUUCACUUCAUGCCGUGCUCCGGACUGACAGGAGCCAACUUGAAAGAAUCUUCUGAGUUGUGCCCCUGGUACACGGGAUUGCCGUUUAUUUCACAUCUGGACAGCCUGCCAAACUUCACCAGAUCAACUGAUGGUCCCAUCAGAUUGGCUAUUGUGGAUAAAUACAAGGACAUGGGCACCGUGGUGCUUGGAAAACUGGAGUCUGGAUGUAUCGGAAAAGCACAACAGCUUAUUAUGAUGCCAAAUAGGCACACGGUGGAGGUGUUGAGUCUUCUCUCUGAUGAUGUGGAGACGGAUUACGCCGGGCCUGGUGAAAACCUGAAGCUCCGGCUCAAAGGCAUUGAGGAGGAAGAGAUUCUCCCAGGUUUUAUCCUAUGCAAUGCUGAGAACCUCUGCCACUCAGGGCGCACUUUUGAUGCCCAGAUUGUCAUUAUUGAACACAAAUCCAUUAUAUGCCCAGGUUACAAUGCAGUACUACACAUCCAUACCUGCAUAGAAGAAGUGCAGAUAACAGCAUUAAUCUGUCUGGUGGACAAGAAGACAGGAGAAAAGAGCAAGACUCGCCCACGCUUCGUCAAACAAGACCAAGUAUGCAUCGCCCGUCUUAGGGCUGCAGGAACUAUCUGCUUAGAGACUUUUAAAGACUUCCCUCAGAUGGGACGUUUCACCUUGAGAGAUGAGGGUAAGACAAUCGCAAUUGGCAAGGUGCUGAAGUUGGUACCUGAGAAGGACUAAAUGUGGGUGGAAGGACUUCCGUGGUGCACUCUGGGAUUGAGGAGGAUGCAGUGAUGUGUGCCUGCCAGAUGUCCUCCAAACUGCUCCAUCUUCCCACUGUGGAUCAGUCUAAGAAAAAUACUUUGGAAAAAGGACAUUAUCAAAGUGACAGUAUCAAUUUUAGGAAGAACAUUAACAUAGAAAGACAAACUCAGUGUGACAGCUUUCUCAUAUUGAGAGCUCAGCUAUGCCACUCAUGUAGCCCAAUUUUUAAAGCCAGCUUCUCUCUACUGGUACAUAUUCAAUCUUAAAAUGGAUGCAAUUUUCUUUUAAGGCAUUGGCUUUUUCUUUUUAUGUUAAAAUACAGAUGACAGAGGGAGUCUUGGUGUCAUCUCUUUGAGAGGUUAAUGCCGUUCAAACAUAACAUUCAGAUCACCCCCCCCCCCCCCCCCCCCACACACACACACACACACACACACACACACACACACACACACACACAUACACAAGAAUGCAGGGUCUCUGGUUGCAUAUCACUUUAUAACAACAUCAUCUGGACAGUUAGAGACUGCUGACUGUUUUAUUAUGGCAUGAAAGGGGUCCAUACAGGGUCAGAGCUUGCCAGUACCCUUGCUCUUUACCUUGAAAGCCCUGCAAGAGUCAAGAUCAGGUCAUACAAGAGGCCUUGGUUCUUCAAAUAAAAUUACACUUAUGUAAAGAUGUAAUCAUGCACAAGAUGAGCAGAUGAAUGUGUUUACUGUGAUGUCAUUACAUAACAAAUGACAAAUACACCCAUGUGGUUAAAAAAAAAAGAACUGGUCACAGCAGCUGGGGUAAAUUCUGUACACUCCUGUUGGGGAUGUAAACAUCAAACUUCCAAAAAAAAUAAAACACUAAAAUGACUUUAAAUGAAAA